Molecule: messenger RNA, 1236 nt
Organism: Sardina pilchardus (European sardine)
Lineage: Eukaryota; Metazoa; Chordata; Actinopteri; Clupeiformes; Clupeidae
Product: twinfilin-2-like
Exons: 11
Coding region: 139-1236 (365 amino acids)
Biological process (GO): positive regulation of neuron projection development; actin filament depolymerization; regulation of lamellipodium assembly
Cellular component (GO): myofibril; cytoplasm; actin filament
Molecular function (GO): actin filament binding; actin monomer binding
Source: RefSeq, a predicted model, not a curated record
CAAAGUUGCAAUUUGGUUCGGAGCGUUGAUAUCAUUGGCGCGGAAGUGCAGUUGGGACCACACAAAAAGGUUCCAAAGACGUUGUGGAGUACCUGUGUUACGCAAAAGAUCCUGUGAGAUUCUGGCAGAACAUCCGUGAUGUCUCAUCAAACUGGUAUCCACGCUACUUCUGAGCUGAGGGAAUUCUUAGCCAAAGCCCGAGGAGGAGCAAUAAGGAUAAUCAAAAUUGUCAUUAGGAACGAGCAGCUGGUUUUGGGGGCAUACAGAGAGCCCUCUCAGAGCUGGGACCGCGACUAUGACCACUUCCUGCUUCCAUUGCUGGACGCCCAGGAGCCCUGCUACAUCCUGUAUCGGCUGGACUCUCAGAACGCACAAGGCUAUGAGUGGAUCUUCAUCUCCUGGUCACCGGACCAUUGCCCUGUGAGGCUGAAAAUGGUGUAUGCUGCCACAAGGGCCACUUUGAAGAAGGAGUUUGGUGGAGGUCAUGUGAAAGAUGAAAUGUUUGGCACAAUUCAGGAGGAUAUGUGCUUCCAGGGCUACCUUAGACACAUGUCGUCCUGCUCCUCACCAGCUCCUCUGACCACUGCUGAACAGGAGCUGCACCGAAUCAAGCUCACAGAGGACAAAGUAGUAAGGGAUGAACGCAGACGGCUACCCACUCCAAUAGGACGACCCAAGGUAAUGACAGAGAUCUGCGUAGGAAACAAGCUUCAAGGUUUAGCCUUCCCUCUUCAGGAGGAGGCCAAACGAGCCCUGGUGCAGCUCAAACACAAACUUAUCAACUAUAUUCAGCUGAAACUGGAUGUCGAGAAGGAAACCAUUGAACUAGUCCACACAACCCCUACAGAGACACGGGACCUGCCAUUCCGCAUCCCCUCAAAUGCCCCACGCUAUCACCUCUUUCUAUACAAACACUCCCAUCAGGGACAGCAUCUGGAAUCUCUGGUGUUCAUCUACUCGAUGCCCGGCCACAACUGCAGCAUCAAGGAGAGGAUGCUGUAUUCUAGCUGUCUAAACAGACUUUUAGAUGAGGUUGAGCGAGACUACCAUCUUGAGGUCACCAAAAAGAUGGAGAUUGACAGCGGUGAAGGGCUGACGGAGGAGUUCUUAUAUGAAGAAGUACACCCUAAAUCAAACUCUGUGAAGCAAACUUUCGCCAAGCCCCGAGGCCCCCCUGGCAAGAGGGGCAACAAGCGACUCAUAAAGGGGGGAGGAGAGAAUGGGGAGGAGAGCUAA